CUGAAGAAGCUUAAACCCAAAGAAAUGGCAAACCUACACAAGCUGACAACAAGUUCCCGCAUCAAAAAAGACAGAGUUUCUGACCACAUGGCAAUCUCGGGAUUUAAAGGCACGCUGAAGCUGAAACCCUUAAAAACACCUGUCUUUUACAAGAGAGAUAAAGAUUUUCGAGGGUAUUUCUCAGGCCAUUUACAACACAGAGAAACAAAGCUGAGCCCUGCACAACUGGAAGCCUUCCGUAACGCUUACAACUUCUUCACCAAGGACAGAACCGGCUGUAUUGAUUCACACGGAUUGAUGAGCACUGUAGCAAAACUGGGAAUGAAUCUAAACGCAUACGAUAUCUACAAUGAAUUAAAAUGUGCCGAUCGUGACAGGGAUGGUAAGAUCAACUUCUCAGAUUUUAUAGAUGUGCUGACAGAUAAGAAACUCUUCCUCAAAGCUGUGGUUCCAGAAAAGAGAAUAUGCUUAGAUUUAGCUAACAAUCCAGGGAUCUUAUUGUUUGAAAUCCUAUCAAAGUUUGUAGAGAUUUCAGCCCUGCACAGAAAGGAUAUAAUAGAGUUAGUAAGCUAUUUCCGGAAAAAGUUCCAGGAAAGCAACUCAGAAAUACUGUGGAGUCCGUACGGGAGAAGGGCCUUUAAGACAGACAUAUGUCCUCCUCGCUCAAGCACUGCUGCCUUUGCCAACUCUGCCAGGAUCUCAAUAAUGAAAGAACGGGAUUUGUAUAAGUUUCUUGAAGCGCUCAAACGGUGUAACCUCCGUACAGAUAGCCCAUACUCAAAAAUACCUGUGUUUCCAUUGUUUCCUGACGUGGAUGGGGUGGUGUUGGGAAAGCCAUUCAAAGACACACAGAAACUAGAAAUGCUAAGGAAAAGGGAGCCUCUGUCUUUUUUUGAGGACUAUUUUUUCAAUAAAAGAGAUUGGAAAACACAGGCCAUGAACGUGAAACCUCUCAAGUCUGCCUCAGGUUAUUCAGAUGACAUCUUAGCCAUUGACCAGCUAUUCAAGAAGAAGCAACAUUGGACUGUGUCUGAUGCAGUCGCUCUCAAACAGCAUGUAAAGAGAGCCACGGAUACUUAUCACUUAGGCAUUGCCCUUGACCACCGGAAAGAAAUGCUGAACCUCUGGAAGAAGAUCCGAGGGGAUCUGGUUGGGCUGGAAAGCAACAAUGAGUCCUUUUACAAUACCUUCUCUACCUACACCUGGUCCUGGAACGUGUGCCAGGAGCUACUCUCCGCUAAGGACUUGCGGUUGCACGACGCUAACCUGAACAAAACCUCCCCCUCCAACUCGGGGUUAUCUUCCCCAUCUGACCUCAGUGAUUCUGACCCGGAGACGGGAAGGAAAAGGAAACGGAAAAGUUCCAGAGGGUGUCGGCAAUGA
Molecule: messenger RNA, 1383 nt
Organism: Rattus rattus (black rat)
Lineage: Eukaryota; Metazoa; Chordata; Mammalia; Rodentia; Muridae
Gene: Efcab3
Product: EF-hand calcium binding domain 3
Molecular function (GO): calcium ion binding
Source: RefSeq, a predicted model, not a curated record